ACAAUCCACAUCAUCAUCAUCAACAUAUCCAAUUAUUGUCUAUCCAAUGACCAAUAAUAAUAAUAAUAAUGCUAAUGAACAAUCAUCAUUAAAUAAUGGUUGUAAUGGUGUUAAACGUAAACGACAACAAAAACAAACAAUUAAAAAUGAAGUUAAAGAUAAUGAUGAUUGUUGGAAUCAAUCAACAAUAACAACAACACCAACUGGUAUUGAUUUUUUUGAUGAAAAUCAAAAAUCCACAUCAUUACAACAACAACAACAAGAAUCAACAAUUGUAUGGCCAACUACAAAAAAAUCCAAACGUUCAUCAAAUACAAAUCAACAACAACAACAACAACAGAAUCAACAGAUUAAUAAUUCUUUAUCAUCUAGUCAUCAUAUGAAUGAAAAUUCCAUUUUAAAACAUAAUAAUAAUAAUGCUGCUGGUGGUGGUGGUGGUACAUCAUUGCUUAAAUCAACAAUGUCCGGAAAUUCAUUAAAUUCACAUUCACAACAACGAUCACAUCUACAGCAGCAACAGCAAUCAAAUUGUAAUGGAAACAACAACAACAACAAUAAUAAUCGUGGUUCAAGAACAAUCGAUACGGAAAUAACUGAUGAAGAACGACGUUUGUUAAUAAAAGAAGGUCAUCCAACAUUUCCAUCCGAUGCAAGAUCAUUAACAAAAUUAGAGGAAAAAAUAUUACGUAAAAUACGACGUAAAAUUCGUAAUAAACGUUCAGCACAAAGUUCAAGACAAAGAAAAAAAGAAUAUUUAGAAGAUCUUGAACGACGUUAUUCAGAAUCAAUUCAAGUUGCUGAACAUUAUAAAUCUGAAUGUUUACGUUUACGUAAAGAACGUGUUAAUUAUUUAAAACGUUUUCAUCAACUUGUUAUGUUCCGAAUUAAUGAACAACAACAACAACAGGGUCAAGAAUCCAAGAUGAUGAUUGAUGACAGUAUAAAAAAUACUGAACAUCAAUCAUCAUCACCAUCAUUAAAUGGACAAUUAUUAUCACCAUCAUCAACAAUGGCUAUUGCGGCUACAAUCACUGUACAAACAACAACAACAACAGCAGCAAAUAAUUUAUCAAUAAAUUCAGAUAUUGAUCAACAAUUAUUAGCUGAUAAUCAUAAUCAAAAUCAAACCAAAUAAAUAAUUUUAAAAACAAUAUUUUAUCA
Dermatophagoides pteronyssinus (European house dust mite) is the source of this 1161-nucleotide messenger RNA. RefSeq lists its product as uncharacterized. Gene Ontology annotation, cellular component: nucleus. Gene Ontology annotation, biological process: regulation of transcription by RNA polymerase II. Lineage: Eukaryota; Metazoa; Arthropoda; Arachnida; Sarcoptiformes; Pyroglyphidae. Gene Ontology annotation, molecular function: RNA polymerase II cis-regulatory region sequence-specific DNA binding; DNA-binding transcription factor activity, RNA polymerase II-specific. The record is from RefSeq and is a predicted model, not a curated record.